Messenger RNA from Acyrthosiphon pisum (pea aphid), 1113 nucleotides. RefSeq names its product PHD finger protein 7. Bases 1 to 1113 code for a protein of 370 amino acids. Lineage: Eukaryota; Metazoa; Arthropoda; Insecta; Hemiptera; Aphididae. The transcript is spliced from 10 exons. Gene Ontology annotation, cellular component: nucleus. The record is from RefSeq and is a predicted model, not a curated record.
AUGCUGGAAGAGUAUGAGUCUCAUCGAAUGGCACAACCUCAAACGGCCAUUCAACUUUAUAGUCAGAAGGUAGAGCUUAAUAAGAGUCAGAACAAAAAGUGUAUGUUAUGUGGCCAUAAAGAAAUAAGUCAACAGUUAAACUCUCCGCUGUACAUGCUGAAUGAUGUUAUUGUACAUUAUUUCUGCAUUAUGUUAUCAACGAAGGCCGUGAAAAAUGGUAGUGACAAGGAGGGUAUUUGGGGAUACUUAUUAAACGAUAUCAGAGCUGAAAUAACCCGAGGAUCUAGAGUGACUUGCGUUUAUUGCAAUAAAAAGGGUGCAACUUUAUCGUGCAUUGAAGCAGUGAACUGUCGAAAACAGUUCCAUCUUCCUUGUGGACUUAAAAAUGGGUCUAUGCAUCAUUUUUUUCAGCCAUACAAAUCGUUUUGCCAACAGCACCGCGUUCAGCCAGUUAUAGAUUUAACAGAGAUACUUCCAUCCGCUUAUCCUACCGUAGAAUGUGGUAUUUGUAAUGAUAAUGUUGUACCAUCGACUUCACCGACUGCCAUUUGGGUGCCUUGUUGCAGUGUUUGGUUUCACCGAGUCUGUGUUCAAGAUCUGGCAUUGCGUAGAGGCUACUUUAUUGAAUGCCCUAAAUGUGAAAACGUCGAUAAAUUCAAGAGCCGAAUUCUCCUACUCGGAAUAAAUAUACCAUCACUGUAUGCCACUUGGGAGAAAAGAAGGUCUUCACAGAAUGCUAUACUGAAUACUCUACAGAACAGUUUUGAAAAGUUCUCUGAAAGGUCCAUACAAUGCGAUGCUACACGCUGUCUCUGUCCUCAUGAAGGGAAACGUAACUUUCAAAAUGAAUUUCGAUGGAAAUUAGUUCUGUGCAGAACAUGUGGGUACAGACAAACGCAUGUAAGCUGCAGUUCAAUUAGAUUUGAUGAGAAAUGGAACUGCGAAGAAUGCCAGACAAUGAUUACAAAUAUUCCAGCAAGACGAUUGGAAUUACCUAUUGAUGGGAAUGCUGUAGGUAUUUCAGCAAUUUUUGGUGAUUUUGAUGCAUAUGGAAUGGUUAUUCGUAAAAAGCCGUACGCGUACAUUCCGGGAUACAUUCAAAGACGAGAAUAA